GUGAUUUAUAGCCAUUUCCAGAAUGGCCGCUAAAAGAAAUGUGGAGUUGGGCUUUGUCGAAGAAAAAGAGAUAUUCCUUCUGAAAAGUAGAUUCUUUCCGAGCAAAGUAUGCGGUUUGCCCUCAUGGCUGUCAUUGAAUCUACUUCCAAGCGUGUUUGUUCGAAACCAACCGUGUUUCUUCUACAGUACAGGUCUACGCACCAGAUUCUUCAAAAAGUUUCGCUUUCCAUUGAAAAUGAUAUGCCACAAGCGAUUGAGCAGCCAUCAAUGGACAUUAGUGCUGAGCUGUCGACAGAAACUGUCAGUCAUCAUUUGCAGCCUCCUGACAGGCCUUUGGCUCAAAGAGACUCUGAUAUGGCAUCAGACAAUGAAAAUGAUUUGCCUCAAGCGAUUGAGCAGCCAUCAAUGGACAGUAGUGCCAAGCUGUUGACAGAAACUGUCGGUCAUCAUUUUCAGCCUCCAGACAGGCCUUCAGGUCAAAGAGACUAUGACAUGAAAUCAGCCAAUGAAAAUGAUUUGCCUCAAGCGAUUGAGCAGCCAUCAAUGGACAGUAGUGCCGAGCUGUUGACAGAAACUGUAUGUCAUCAUUUUCAGCCUCCAGACAGGCCUUCAGGUCGAAGAGACUCUGACAUGAAAUCAGCCAAUGAAAAUGAUUUGCCUCCAGCGAUUGAUCAGCCAUCAAUGGACAGUAGUGCCGAGCUGUCGACAGAAACCAUCAGUCAUCAUUUGCAGCCUCCUGAAAGGUCUUCAGCUCAAAGAGACUCUGAUAUGGAAUCAGGCAAUGAAAAUGAUUUGCCUCCAGCGAUUAAGAAGCCAUCAAUGGACAGUACUGCUGAGCUGUUGAUAGAAACUGUCAGUCAUCAUUUGAAGCCUUCUGACAGGCCUUCGGCUCAAAAGGACUCUGACAUGGAAUCAGACAAUGAAAAUGAUUUGCCUCAAGCGAUUGAGCAGCCAUCAAUGGACAGUAGUGCCGAGCUGUUGACAGAAACUGUAUGUCAUCAUUUUCAGCCUCCAGACAGGCCUUCAGGUCGAAGAGACUCUGACAUGAAAUCAGCCAAUGAAAAUGAUUUGCCUCCAGCGAUUGAUCAGCCAUCAAUGGACAGUAGUGCCGAGCUGUCGACAGAAACCAUCAGUCAUCAUUUGCAGCCUCCUGAAAGGUCUUCAGCUCAAAGAGACUCUGAUAUGGAAUCAGGCAAUGCGAUUGAUCAGCCAUCAAUGGACAGUAGUGCCGAGCUGUCGACAGAAACCAUCAGUCAUCAUUUGCAGCCUCCUGAAAGGUCUUCAGCUCAAAGAGACUCUGAUAUGGAAUCAGGCAAUGAAAAAGAUUUGCCUCCAGCGAUUAAGAGGCCAUCAAUGGACAGUCGUGCAGAGCUGUCGACAGAAACUGUCAGUCAUCAUUUGCAGCCUCUUGACAGGCCUUCGGCUCAAAAAGACUCUGAUAUGGAAUUAGACAAUGGCAAUGAAGUUGUUGAUGAUUCAGAGUCUGAUGUGGGAUCAGAAAUUUGGCCAUUUCCAUUUCUAAGGUCCAGGAAUAUCCAAAUUCAUGAACCAGAUGAAAAGGAUGAAUUCGAAGAUUGUGAUGACAAUGUUCUGGAUCCAGAUUAUCACCCUGAAGAAGACUCGCAGGAAAGUGAUAGUGACUGUGGCAACCUGAGAGAUAACUUUGGGAAAACAGGGAAAAAGAAACAGGUGCAUAGACCAUGUUAUUGUCAAGAGAAUGCUGCAUUGCUUGAUGCAUUUUCCUCCUACCUAGUCCCGAACUGCAGGCAUCUACCUAGGGAAAACGGGAGAUAAUGAAAGUUCAGGACAACUGCAAAGCACUUGGAAACAGAACAUGGAUGAACAUCAAGUAUCAGCUGAAAUAAUGCAGUGUAAAAUUUGAGUGUGAUUGACACUUGAUAAAACUUAGGAGGGGCAUUUCUGAAAUUCUGAGAAUGUGUGCAUAUAUUGUUAACUACUACAGCCUUCUCCCUCUUUAGACUUAGAAAAUCAGAAAAAUAGAUAAGAAGUCUGCACCAGGAAGGUGAUACUCUUGUUUUUGUGAUUGGAUGAAUAACACAUUUGGGAAAAAAUUAUGUUAAAGAAAUAUUCAAUGGGACAUCAUCACAUGGGUUUUGGGUCCUGAUUCUAUUAUUGUUUCCUGUCUCAUAUUAUUUGAUUGAAAUAUUUUACUGAUUGUAAAGUAUUGUGUAAGGCAAAUUCAAGAGUUUGUAUGUACAUGAUGUAUGUAAAAAUAUGUGUAUGAGGGUCAUUUAAAAAGUCUGCAGCAUUGCCAUAUUUUUGUAAUAACUUAUUUAAAGGUAUAUAUGUACGUUUGUCUGUCAGGUCAAUCUUUUGAGUGCAACUACUACAGUUUUGCAUGGAUGGCUUUCAAAUUUGGUAGAGCAACUAGACAUGAUGUAAUUAAUUAUGUUUGAUCAAUAGUGUCGUAUUUUAAGAACUGUUGCAGUCUUUUCCAAUACCUCUUGUAUAAGUGUAUAUAUAUGUUGUUUUUUUACAUUAAAGUUAGAACACCCAUUCAUUUAAUAUAGGCUGAUAAAGAAAGAAAUUCAGCAAUUUAUCCAUAACCCUAAGACUUAGGGCUUUGAUACUUUGUGUGUGUUUUUCUAAGUUGGCUCACCGAUUAUUGUCUUCUACCGGUUUCACCGGAGGGGACUUGUGGUUUGUGCUCUGUGUGUCUGUCUGUCUGUCGGUCCAUCACACUUUUCUGGAUCCUGUGAUAUACUUUAAAAGUUCUUCAUAUUUUUCACGAAACUUGAAACAUAGAUAGAUGGCAAUAUAGAUAUUAUUCAAAUCAUUUCAUUUUGUUCCUACAUCAAAAAUUCUGGUUGCUAUGGCAACAAAUAAAAAAAUCAAUAAAAAUUCUGACAAUUGUGGAGCUGGUAUGGGACAUAUAUUGCUUGGCAGUAGUCUUGUUUAACAUAAGAUGAUAAAGAAAGAAAUUCAGCAAUUUAUCCAUAACCCUAAGACUUAGGGCUUUGAUAUUUUUUGUGAUUUUUAUGUCCCCCACCGCUAUAUUGUUUUUGCCCUGUCGGUUGGUUGGUUUGUUGGUUGGUUUGUUUGUUUGCCCCAACUUUAACAUUUGCAAUAACUUUUGCAAUAUUGAAGAUAGCAACUUGAUAUUUUGCAUGCAUGUGUAUCUCAUGGAGCUGCUUAUUUUGAGUGGUGAAAGGUUAAGGUCAUCUUUCAAGGUCAAAUAUAUAGCUUCAAAGCGGCGCAAAAGGGGACAUAGUGUUUCUGACAAACACAUAUCUUGUUUUGUUUAAGUUGGCUCACCCAUUUAUUUAACAAAGUCUGAUGUAGAAAGAAUUACAGCAAUUUACCAAUAACCCUAAGACUUAGACACAUGUUAUCAUACCUCACAGAAUAUGCCAAUGCACAUUUCACCUAGGCCUAUAAUGCAGAACUCUGUAUUAUUUAUAUUAUGGGGCUAAGUGACUGUUUGUAAUAAAAAUAUGCCAUGAAACUUCUGAAAAAGAACAAAUGUUCAACCAUUUAACAAUGUUUUUCUAUUAUAUAUCAAUUUUUCAAUAGUUACACUAUAUACAUGCUGCUUGAAAUUUGCUGUACUGAUGAUACAUAUAAACUGUACUUUAAUUAUUGUUCAAAUGUUGUUCCCAUUGUCCAGUCUUUUACAAUGUAAGGUAUUUUUGUAUUGGUAAGAAACAUUAAGAAUUAUUAUGGACAGGUGUUGCUAGUUUCAGUAUAAUGAUAAUUUUGAAUUUUUUUUUACCAAUGUAAUAGGAACCUCAUAUGACGAAUUUUAUGUUAUAAAAGAACAAAAUGAAGAUAAACCGCAUGCUCAAAUGUGAAAACCGCUAUAUCUUUCCUGACACCAAAAUAAUAUGCUCUUGAAAAACCUUGAAGCAAAACUUUGUAUAGAUUUAAAGUAACGAGAAUUGUGAUGUUAUUAACAUUGUGUUCAUAUUCAUAUUCUGAUGUUAUUUUGAAAGGUAAAACAUACUUAAAAUGAUAUAUUUGUAUAGCUGAUAGUUGAAAGUCCUCUAGUGUGUCAAAA
Dreissena polymorpha is the source of this 4018-nucleotide messenger RNA. RefSeq names its product cytadherence high molecular weight protein 1-like. The transcript is spliced from 13 exons. The record is from RefSeq and is a predicted model, not a curated record. Bases 109 to 1794 code for a protein of 561 amino acids. Lineage: Eukaryota; Metazoa; Mollusca; Bivalvia; Myida; Dreissenidae.